AUGAAGAAGCAAUGUGAUCAAAAGCUGCUUAUUCGAAUGAAAACUAAAUGUGUACCUUGCUCUUUAAACCUCGAAACCCAGUGCCCUGCUGGUUACACCAAAAUUACCAAUGGGACCGGGAUACCAGACUGCAGGUAUUAUCUAGAAAUUAAAACACACACACUUUCUUUUCCGGGAUGUCGACAUCAUUGUAUGAAGGAAUUCGAACAACCUGAGUGCUGCCAGGGACACUGGGGCCCAGACUGCAUGGCCUGUCCAGGAGGAGCUGCAUCACCAUGCAACAGGAGAGGACACUGCUCCCAGGGUAUAAAUGGGAAUGGAUCGUGCACUUGUCAGAAAGGGUUUGGUGGGACAGCCUGUGAAAAAUGUGCUGAAGAGAAUUUAUUUGGUCCUCACUGCACAUCGGUUUGCAACUGCAUUCAUGGAGUAUGCAACAGUGGAAUUACAGGGGAUGGAACAUGCACUUGCUUGUCUGGAUACAAAGGGCUCAGCUGUGAUCAGCCAAUAGCUGAAUGCGAGGCUUUACGGUGCCCUGAAAACUCCAGAUGCACUGCCUCAGGCAAGGAUGGAAGACAACUGCAAUGCACGUGCCUGCCCAACUACCACGGGGACGGUACACAGUGUGAACCCAUCAACCCAUGCUCCAAAAAGGUCUGUGAUCCUAAUGCUGACUGCAUUUACCUCGGACCAAAUCAGCACAAAUGUACCUGUCAAGAAGGUUACAGAGGGGAUGGUCAAGUCUGCUUACCCAUAGACCCUUGCCAAGCAAAAUACGGGAGAUGCUCUGCACAGUCCACCAUUUGCAUAUAUGACGGUCCGGGAAAGUCCCACUGUGAAUGCAAGGAGCAUUACACAAACUUUGUACCUGGGAAAGGAUGCAGCAUGAGAGACAUCUGUGAAACAAACAACACCUGCCAUAAAAAAGCUAAAUGCUCAACAGUUGCACCAGGACAGAUCACCUGUACAUGCCAGGGGGACUCCGUGGGGAACGGGUUUGUGUGCUACGGAAAUGUCAUGGAGCGCCUCCAGGAGCUGAACACUGAAGUGGGAGGACGGUGGCAAGGCAAGCUGACGUCUGCCUUAUCACUCAUGGAAAAUGUCUAUGAAUGGCCACUGAGUACUCUGGGACCAUUUACUGUGCUCGUACCUACAAAUAAGGGGCUCAAAGGCAUAAAUGUAAAGGAUCUUCUGAAUAAUAAGCAGAAAGCACAGUACUUCGUGAAACUCCAUGUAAUUGCUGGUCAGUUGAAUACCAGUAGCUUGAAUAAUACUAAUGUAAUAUAUACUUUGACUGGCAAGUCAGGAGAGAUAUCAAAGGGAGAGAAGGAUAAUCAAUUAAGAAUUAGAAUCCAAGGAGGAAGGAGGAAAGGAAAAUUUCUGCAGGGAAAUAUUAUUGCUUCCAAUGGGAUUUUGCACAUUAUUGACAAAGCCAUGGACAAUGUGGAGCCAGCAUUUGAAAGCAGCAAAGAGGAAACCAUAAUGUCAGUACUUCAAGAUAAUGGAAGAUACAGCCAAUUUACAUCUUUGAUAGAGAAAACUGGCUUGGGAACGGAUUUACAGCAGGACAACAGGGCUUACACAGUCUUUGUUCCAAGUAAUGAGGCUCUGAGUAAUAUGAAAGCUGAGGCUCUGGAUUACCUGCUUUCUACAGAGGGUUCAUGGAAGUUGCUGGAGCUGGUCCGAUACCACAUUGUCUGCAAUACUGAGCUCGAGGUUGCCAGCCUCAUCUCAACAGAGCACAUCAGAAGCAUGGCGAAGCAGUUCAUUUACUUUAACAGGACCAGCACCGGGCAAAUCCUGGUGACUGGAGAAGAAAUUGAAGAAACAGACAUUGUUGCAAAAAAUGGUCGCAUUUAUACUCUUGCAGGAGUCCUUAUCCCACCCACAAUCAUUCCAAUUCUACCACAUCGUUGUGAUGAGACAAGAAGUCAAGUUGCAAUGUUAAAUAUUUUCAAGUUCCUGAAUCCCACUUGUACGUACAAGUACACACCUUUUUCAAAACGGAGAUGCAUUAUCGAAGGCCCAAUCUUUCAAAAAAACGGCUGUGCCAGAGCCUGCAAUGUCACAAUAAAGGAACCAAAGUGUUGCAAAGGCUUCUUUGGCCCUGACUGCAGUCCGUGCCCAGGAGGCUUCUCCAAACCCUGUUCAGGAAACGGGCAGUGCAUGGAUGGCCUGGAUGGAAAUGGGACCUGCACUUGUGCUGAGGCAUUUCAAGGCUCACGCUGUCAGUUCUGCUCAGACCCUGGCAAAUACGGACCUCAGUGUGACAAAGAGUGCCCCUGCAUUUAUGGGAAGUGUGAUAACCGAAUAGACAGCGACGGGAUCUGUCUUCCUGGGUCAUGCAGAAGCGGAUACACCGGAAAAUUCUGUGAUAAGCAGAUCGUUCCCUGUGAGCCCUCCCUACAGCUCUGCCACGCACAUGCAGACUGUCAGCUUAGUGAUGGUGCAGUGAGCUGUGUUUGCAAACCUGGCUACGAGGGAGAUGGCAUGAGCUGCAGCAAAGUUGAUCCUUGCGCUGCUUUAAACCGAGGUGGCUGCAAUAUCAAUGCCGAGUGCAUCCAGACAGGCCCCGGAGAGCACGAGUGUGUUUGCCAGGCAGGAUGGACAGGCGACGGACGGGACUGCUCAGCCAUCAACAACUGCCUGCUGCCCACCAUGGCAGGGUGCCAUGAAAAUGCCUCCUGCAUAUACAUUGGGCCGGGCCAGAAUGACUGCAAGUGUAAGGAUGGAUUUUGGGGGAAUGGUAUUGAAUGCAUACCCGUAAACUCAUGCCUGGAACAAAAUGGAAAAUGUCAUCAUCUGGCAACUUGUCAGUUUGAGUCUUCUCGUGGCUGGGAGUGCGUGUGCCCAGAGGGCUACGAAGGAGAUGGUAAAAUCUGCUAUGGAAAUGCUGCAGAUGAGUUAUCUACUCUGUCAGAAGCAGCUGCUUUUAACCAAUGGGUUAAUGAGGCAGAGAUAAACUCGAUGUUGUCCACCACCUCAAACCUCACUGUCCUCGUGCCUUCUCUCCAAGCAAUUGAUAGCAUGGAUGAAGAUGAGAAAGCCUUUUGGAUGUCAAAGAGUAACAUCCCAACUCUACUGAAGUAUCAUGUAUUGACAGGAGCUUACAGCUUUGCUGAUUUCCAGAAUUUAUCAUCUUCUGACAUGCUGCCAACAUCUCUACAGAGCAACUUCCUACACUUGUCUAAAGAAAAUGGGAACAUCACCGUCGAGGGUGCUCACAUCGUGGCUGGAGACAUCGCAUCCACAAACGGGGUCAUACAUGUUAUUGAUAAGGUUCUGACUCCCCUCCACAGCACCGUCAUGCCGAGGCUGCUGGCCCGCCUGGAACAAAUGCCCGAUUACUCCGUUUUCAGGGACUACAUUAUUCAAUACAGCCUGGCAAAUGAAAUAGAAGCUGCAAACACAUACACAGUCUUUGCCCCAAGUAAUGAUGCCAUAGAAAACUACCUAAGAGAUAAAAAGUCUGCUACUCUGGAUGAAGGCCAAAUCCGCUAUCACAUUGUGCUAGAUGAGAAGCUCCUGAAGAACAACCUGCACAACGGCAUGCACAGGGAGACCAUGCUAGGGUUCUCCUACCAGGUUGGGUUCUUCCUCCACAACGGCCAGCUAUUCAUAAAUGAUGCGCCUAUAAGUUAUACAAAUGUUGCAACAGACAAAGGAAUUAUUCAUGGAUUGGGAAAAGUCCUGGAAAUCCGGAAGAACAGAUGUGACAUCAAUGACACAGUGAUCAUUGAAAAGUGCAGUAUUUGUUCACAGACAUCAAGUUGUCCCCCAGGAACAAAAGAAAUUGCAGGGGAGAAGAAAUACUGUGUCCUCUCGGAAAACAACAUGGGAAUACACACCAUCCAGCUCAGGUGUCAGACAAAGUGUGCUAAAACUGUCAUUAGGAGGGAGUGCUGCGCAGGUUUCUUCGGGCAGCAGUGCCAGCCCUGCCCAGGAAAAGCAGGGAACGCCUGCUUCGGAAACGGCGUCUGCCUCGAUGGCAUCAAUGGGACGGGCACCUGCGAGUGCGAAGAAGGGUUUGUCGGGACAGCCUGUGAAAGCUGCAUUGAAGGCAAAUACGGCCGCAACUGCGAUCAAGUGUGCGCUUGUGUCCAUGGGAAAUGCAGCAGCGGGACCGAUGGGGAUGGCUCCUGUGAAUGUGACGUUGGCUGGAGAGGCGUGAUGUGUGAGAUUGAAAUCAAAGAUGAUGCCUGUAAUGCCACAUGCCAUAGCAGUGCUAACUGCCUUCUAUCAAAUGGUACUGCCUAUUGCAAGUGUGCAGCUGGGUUUACAGGGAACGGGACAUUCUGCACAGCCAUCGAUGCUUGUGAGACCAACAAUGGCGGCUGUUCUGCCAAGGCAGAGUGCAGAAGAACAACACCUGGCAACAGGGCGUGUGUCUGCAACGCUGGGUACACCGGGGAUGGAAUAGUCUGCAUUGAAAUCAACCCUUGUCUGGAGAGCAACGGUGGAUGCGAUAGAAAUGCAGAGUGCACACAGACUGGACCCAAUCAAGCAGUAUGUAAUUGCUUGAAGGGAUACUCUGGAGAUGGUAAAAGAUGCACAUAUAUCAGUCUGUGUUCACAAAAUAAUGGAGGCUGCAGUGAAUUUGCCAUUUGUAAUGACACCGAGCUGACAGAAAGGACAUGCACCUGCAAAAAAAACUACAUUGGAGAUGGAUUUAAGUGCCGAGGCAAUAUCUUCCAGGAACUUCUCAGGAACUCCAACACAUCUAGGUUUUAUUUCCAUUUAGAGGCCUUCUCUAUCAGAGAUAUUGCAGGCCCUGGCCCUUUCACUGUGUUCGUACCUCGCACAGACAUACUAAACAGCGACCCACGAGUCAAGGACUGGAUUGCCAAAGGAGUGAUGGCUCAAGUCCUUCGGUACCAUAUGGUGGGUUGUGCCAGUCUGCUGUACAGUGACCUGACAAGAGUCACCAACAUCACCUCUCUCCAUGGGGACCCAAUACACAUCAGCUACUCUCAGAACUCGCUGGUUUUGAACAACAAUGCUGAAAUUAUACUUAGUGAUGCUGUUGGCACAAAUGGUGUGAUCCAUGUCAUAAACCAAAUUCUAGUCCCAUCACAUAUGCAGGAUUUCCCCCUUAAGAAGGUAUCAGGAGGUGAGGUGAUGGAAAGCCUUAAAAUGGUUGCAGCCAAACAUGGAUACAUCCUGUUCAGCAGUUUGCUAGAGAAAAACAACCUGCUCAGGCUGAUCAGCGAUCCUAUUCACAAACCCGUCACGCUCUUCUGGCCCACAGACACAGCUAUCCGUGGCCUGCCACAAGAGCAGCAGGACUUUCUCUUCAAGAAGUCCAACACAGACAAACUGGUGCAGUACCUCAAAUUCCACAUCAUCCGUGAUGCUGCGGUGUUGGCCUACCAACUACCCCGCUCUACCUCUCUGAAGACCCUGCAGGGCUCCAACCUCAGCAUCAGCUGUGGGGAUAACAGGGAAAUUGGAGCACUUUUCCUGAACGACGGGCAGUGCAAGAUCGUGCAGCGGCAGCUGGAGUUUGAUGGGGGCAUCGCCUAUGGUAUCGACUGCCUGCUGACCGACCCCAGUCUGGGCGGACGCUGCGACAGCUUCUUCACCAUGGAUUUCAUGGGGCAUUGUGUUAGCUGUUUCCAUAAUUCUAAAUGUCCUCCAGGGGCAAAAGCAAAGGAAGGGAUCCAAUGGUGCACGUACGAGUCCUUUGGGCUGCAGAGGGAUGGCUGCCGCAGGAGUUGCUCCAUGGUCAUCCACGUGGCCAAGUGCUGCAAGGGCUACUUCGGGCCAGACUGCCAAGCUUGCCCAGGGGGCUCAGAGACCCCUUGCAAUAACCACGGAUCCUGCGACGACGGGUACACCGGGACAGGAGAGUGCCGCUGCUACAGCGGCUUCAAUGGGACUUCGUGUGAGCUGUGCUUGCCAGGCAGAUACGGCUCCGACUGCAGGCCCUGUGAAUGCAAGACCAACGGGCAGUGUGACGAAGGGUACUCAGGAACAGGACGAUGCUUCUGUGAAACAGGAUGGACCGGCCGGCUCUGUUCUGCCCUCCCCACAGCUCUACAGCCAGUGUGUUCCCCGAGCUGCUCCGUCAACGCCGUCUGCAUGGAGAACAACACGUGCCAGUGCAGGCCAUUUUACGAUGGGGAUGGGAUCACUUGCACAGCUGCAGACCUUUGCAAGCAAAACAACGGAGGGUGCCACAGGAUGGCUGAAUGCACACAGCUUGGGGUGAAAGUCUUCUGCAACUGCCAGAAAGGAUACAAAGGAGAUGGCUUUACAUGCCUUCCAAUAAAUCCUUGUGCUGAUGGGUUCAACGGAGGCUGCCAUGAGCAUGCAAUUUGCACUGUCAUAGGACCUGACAAACGCAAGUGUGAAUGUAAAAAUAACUACAUCGGCGACGGGCUGAACUGCUCGGUGAUGCAGCUUCCUCUCGACCGCUGCUUGCAAGACAAUGGGCAGUGCCACCCCGAUGCUGACUGUGCUGACCUCCACUUCCAAGAUACCACGGUUGGGGUUUUCCACUUACGGUCCCCACGAGGACAGUACAAAAUGACUUAUGAGGAGGCGAAGGAGGCCUGUGCCAAUGAAUCAGCCACCAUUGCCACAUAUAACCAGUUGAUGUAUGCGCAGAAGGCAAGGUACCACCUCUGCGCUGCCGGCUGGCUAGACGGAGAAAGAGUGGGCUACCCAACUGCCUUCUCCUCCCCAAAGUGUGGCUUCGGGUACGUUGGCAUCGUGGACUAUGGGAGAAGAGUCAACCUGAGUGAAACCUGGGAUGUCUUCUGCUACCGAGAGAAAGAUGUGAACUGCACCUGCAAGCCAGGCUACGUGGGCGAUGGCUUCUCCUGCAGCGGGAACUUGCUGCAAGUGCUGAUGUCCUUCCCAACGCUGACAAACUUCUUGUCGGACAUCAUGGCUUACUCCAACAGCUCUAGGAAGGGGAGAGAGUUCCUGCAGUACCUCACGGACUUGUCAGUGCGCGCCACUCUCUUUGCUCCACAUGAUAGCGGGUUAAGGGAAAAUGAGACACUUUCCGGGCGUGACAUCGAGCAUCAUUUAUCUACCACCAGCAUAAUGUUUUAUGAGGACUUGGCCAACGGAACCACUCUUCUAACUCGUCUGGGGAAAAAACUCCUCAUCACAAACACCAAGGGCCGGGAACACCAAGCCCCCACUGCUGAACAG
This is a messenger RNA of Apaloderma vittatum (bar-tailed trogon), 7161 nucleotides long. RefSeq names its product stabilin 2 (gene STAB2). Gene Ontology annotation, molecular function: hyaluronic acid binding; calcium ion binding. Gene Ontology annotation, biological process: cell adhesion. NCBI's taxonomy places the organism in Eukaryota, Metazoa, Chordata, Aves, Trogoniformes, Trogonidae. The annotation marks the transcript as partial. The record is from RefSeq and is a predicted model, not a curated record. The transcript has 65 exons.